Messenger RNA from Hypomesus transpacificus, 3751 nucleotides. It is a transcript of the gene ankmy1, whose product is annotated as ankyrin repeat and MYND domain containing 1. The transcript has 19 exons. The coding region runs from base 413 to 3745 and encodes 1110 amino acids. Gene Ontology annotation, molecular function: protein binding. Lineage: Eukaryota; Metazoa; Chordata; Actinopteri; Osmeriformes; Osmeridae. The record is from RefSeq and is a predicted model, not a curated record.
UGGAAGCUCCGUAUAGGAGUUUUUCACAAAGGGCGCCGCAGUUGUCAGGGAAAGCUGUCAGCGUUCGAAACAUUCCUCAGAGACUUGGCAGUCACCAAUGAAAAUACCUGCUUUAUUUGUACAUGUCGGCGUUUCAAACCACCGGAUUUAUUACAAACUUUGACAACUUCUCUUGCUGUUUAUUUCACAAUUGCCAGGAGCGCUCAAACAGUGUGCGGGCUGGUUUGUGAAUGAUUAAAUACAAGUUUCCCUUCUUGGUUGUCAGGGCAACCUUCACUGACAAGCUGACGGCGGAGUACAACAGAAAGGCUAGCGGACUUGUUUUUAUUUGCUAAAAUUAUGCAUGCAGCCUGCAGACUGUUUAAUAGUUGAGACUCUUCUUGGGCUAUUCUAAGAAUACGCUCUAAUAAUCAUGACAACACUUCCAAGUGUUGCACCGAAAGCUGUCGAGAGUGAACCACGGGCAGGUGGUAACGAGCGCACACUAAGUUACCUAGGUCGACAAGAUGGAUGUGCGAAGCGAAACGGACCCGGGGUUCAGAAAUGGUCUGAUGGAUCCAAAUAUGAAGGGGAAUUUCUCAAAGAUUUAAAGCAUGGCUCUGGAACAUUCACCUGGGUAAACGGAGAGUUUUACCAGGGCACAUUCUACAAAGAUUAUCGUCAUGGCAAAGGAACGUAUACCUGGCCGGGAGGCCACAAGUUUGUUGGGAAGUUCUAUUUGAACAGAAAGGAGGGCUAUGGGCUGCAAGUCUUCCCUGACGGAUCCACAUUCCAGGGCCUGUACCGUGCCGACGAGCGCUUUGGUCCAGGGGUCAUGACCUACCCCGACGGCCGUCAGGACGUGGGCCUGUGGCACCGGGAGAGGCUCCUCCGCCUGUGCACCUCCCUGGAGGGGGGCUUCACCCUCCGUGACUUCCCCGAGCACUACAUGCCCCGCUCUGUCGCCAAGGCAGACCCCUGGAACCAGGAUCCAUACCACGCCCUCUCGAGCAAGGCUUUAGCCGGGGGUCUGUUGGGGUGCCAGGGCCCCUGGCCAGGCCCCGCUGGGUCCAGCACAGACCCCCUGCUCUUCCCCUACAAGGAGCUCUUGCGGGACGAGCGCUUCAUUCUGCCCCCAGACAUCGAGUGCUACUCCACGGACUCGGACCACCUGCCCAUCCCCUGGGGCCUGCGCAGGGAGCUGGACCACAUGUUCUUCGGAGAAAACUGCGAAGGGCCGGACACCGACCCGGCUGCCAUCGCUGCCCUUCCCCUGCAGCGGCGCAUGCAGGUCCACAUCCACAAGCACAGGUUCGAAGCAGAGGGGCGGGACUGGGACGUCCAGGCCGUCCUAUCAGAGAACAGGGAGCGCUUCGGCCCCAAGGGCCCUCUGGAGGUCCGCUCCGAGCGCCUCAUUCAGGAGGCGUUGCUAGGCAACCCCCAGAGCGUCUACCACAUCCUGAGAGACAAGAAGGUUCACCCCGAUGUGGGCGAUGCCCGAGGGCAUACUGCGCUCAUUGCUGCCACGAUAAACAGCCACAAGGAUGUCAUUCACCUGUUGCUGGACAGUGGAGCGGACGUCAACAAGCUGAACAGCGAGGGCAUGUCUGCCCUGGCCGUGUGUCACAUCCUCUACUACCCCAUCCAGACGCUGCACCGCACCGUGGCUGAGAGGGACCCCCUGAGGCCUCCGCUCAAAUCCCAGGUAAACAAGUUGCAGUCCUGGUCCCAGGGCUGCCCAGUGGAGAGAAGAACCCUCCCAGACAAGACCCCAGAACCCAGAUCCAAGACCGGAACACCACAGGAUCACCAGGACCGACAGGCUGUCGGCAGAAGUCCGGAUGACCACAACCACCAGGACCGUGCUGAGGAUGAGCAUGCAGGCCAGGAUGAGGAUGCUCCUGGACCAGGGAAAGGUCCGGAGAGCGAAGGGUCUGGAGAGAUAGACCAGAGCUUCGAUAGUGACCAAUAUGAGAAGGAUAGCCAGGAUUCACCGGACACUAGCGUCAUGGAGGAGACAGAGGAGACAGAGGAUGAGGAGGAGAGCGAGGCGGUGGGGCAUGGAGAGGAGGGUGAGGAGCGAGGGAUGAGGCAGACGGGAGAGGAGGAAGGGGAGGAGGAGGGAGGGGAGAGCGAGGAGAACACCGUUCAGGUUCUGGAUGGAGUCAUGCCUGUGGGCUCCGUGUCCUGGAGUGAGGGGGCCAGGUCCCUGGAGGUCGGGGGGAGCCAGGGAGCCAGCAUGACUGAGCAGCAGACCUUCAACUCGGCCCGCUCGGUCGCCAGUUUCCCCAUCCUGGUCUCGGAGGAAGUGAUGCAGCAGACUGCCGAGGCCUUGAGCCGGACAGGCCUGGUGUCGUCGGUUGAUAUGGAUCCUCGGGAGACAGUCCACAAGAUGGCGCUGAUCAAGGCAGAGCACCGAGCCCGCUGGGCUACCAUGACGCUGCUGCUGGACCGGGGGGCGGACCCCAAUGCCUCCAGAGUCCCAAUGCCCGUCCUGUUUCUGGCCACCAAGGCAGGCGACAUCGAUGGUGUUCGUAGGCUUUUAGAGUGUGGAGCACGCACUGACUUAGCCCUGCCCUCAGAGCAAAACGGCCUGUACCCGCUGCACAUCGCCGCGGCGUUGCCGGGGGCGGAGGGUCCCAGGAUCACCGAGCUGCUGCUCCACGCCGUGGCCAACCCCGACGUCCGAGCCCAGGACGAACACGAGGUCUUCCACCUGGACAAGAACACAGUGGAGCCUCUGGCUGGGUUUGGGAACAAGUCCGUCAUCUCCUCCAGCCUCCCCUCCUAUUUCCACUCCACCUCCAGGGAACCCCCUGCCGAAGGGGGCAGGACGGCCCUCCAUGUGGCCUGUCAGAGGGACAGCGACUACACCAACGCCAGAGAGGUGGUGUCUCUGCUCCUGUCGCACAAGGCCAGCAGCAGCCUGCUCUGGAGCGGCCACUCCCCACUCUCCCUGGCCAUCGCCAGCGGCAACGACCUGGCCCUGGAUGAGCUGCUGGCUGGGGGGGCAGACCCAAACCUACCCCUCACCCGCAGGGUGGGCAGUGCCCUGUGUGCCAUGACCAACAUCCACUACGACUGUGGAGCUCAUCCCCGCAACAGAACCAAGCUGCUGGAGAAGCUGAUGAAGGCAGGUGCCAACAUCAUGAUGCCCGUGGUAGUGGGCGAGGGCCGCAGGUUAGCCGUGGGCACCGCCGUGGACUACGCCCACUACACGUUCCAACAGGACUGGCGCAUCGCCCACACUCCGUACCACGCCCUGAACCCUCGCGAGCGCGAGGCCUACAACGCCCGGAGACAGACGCUGAGCCUGAUGGGAGAUCUGCUGAGGCAGGCCGUGGUGCGGCUGGAGCGCCAACGCCUCGACAGGGAAGGUGUCAGUCCAACAGAUGUGUUUGUGUACCCUGGAGCAGGUGUCUCAGUCUCCCAGUUCAGGGCUGGCAGAAUGGAGGAGCAGUCCAGCACAGACUCCAUACAGGCCGAAGACUACAGGCUGUCCACGAGGAGAGACAGCAGAACGCAGAACGUCAGGAAGUGUCUGUUCAAGUACUGCUACCAGUGCGGGCGCUCGGUGGGCGUGGCUUUGGCGGCCUGCAGCCGCUGCCACGAGGUGUUCUACUGCAGCAAGACCUGCAAGAUGAAGGCGUGGAACGAACGGCACAAGGAGGAGUGUGUCCGCGUGUCAGGCAACAAACGCCUGAGCCUGGCGCAGAAAGUUCUGGAGACACACAAGGACCUGAAGGAGAACUACAGCUUCAUUUAAUCCACC